Molecule: messenger RNA, 1278 nt
Organism: Paramecium tetraurelia
Lineage: Eukaryota; Ciliophora; Oligohymenophorea; Peniculida; Parameciidae
Exons: 5
Biological process (GO): small GTPase-mediated signal transduction
Cellular component (GO): cytoplasm
Molecular function (GO): GTPase activator activity
Source: RefSeq, a predicted model, not a curated record
AUGAUUAUUGACAACGAGAAAAAAUAGAUUAGACAACUAUUUGCUAAUGAUUAAAAGUAUGUCCAAAAUGAAAAAAAGAUUCAAAAUGAUUUUAUAGUUUAAAUGCAAGUUGCCAAAUAUGAUUAAUAAACCAAAGACGAUCCAUUAUUAAUAUAAGCAGGUCUCACUUAAUCAAAAUAAUCUGUCUUCAUCAUUUAAGGAAAAUUGCAGAAUGACAACAAUAUAAGGUCAAUUACUUACUAUAUGAUCUCCCAACUACAAAAUAAAAAAAAUUAGUAAUCAUUCCAUAAUAUCAUUUAGAGAAUUUUUCAUUAUUUAUCUCAAUACAGAGUUGAAAACUUACUUGAACCUAUCGAAAUUUUACUCUGUCUUUAAAGAAUUACCUUAAUUAUUAUAAUACAUGGGAACUUUUUGAUUAAAUCAUGGUUUUUAUUUCAAAACAGCAUUUAAAUCUAAAUUUUGAAAUAAAAGACCAUUUAACUUGAAAAAGUUGCUUAAUUGCUUAAUUAUCAGUAUUUCAAUAAGAGUUAAUUUGAAAAACUACCUUCAUAUUGCAAAGAUUCCUCAUAUUAUUAACUUUAGUAAGCUUUUACUGGAAAUCAAUAAAAGCUUGUUCAAGUAGACCAAAAUUAACUUUACAAUCUGGAAUUGGGAUAAUACGAACUGACGAGCAAGGGAAUACCAUUCAUUCUUGAUCUCUGCAUCACUAAAUUAUUAUAAAAACCCUAAAACAUUUAACUAGAAGGAAUAUUUAGGUUAUGUUCUGCUUAAACUCACGAUAAGGAGUUUGAAAAUUAUUUACUAUAAAAAUAGUAUGAAGAAUUACUUGAUUAUGAGAAUAUAAUAGUAAUAGCCAAUUUUAUUAAAAGAGUUCUAGAUAAAUUAAGGUAUUCAGUUGUUCCAUAUUAAUAUUAUGAUUAACUAAAUACAAUACAUCAUUAUUCCAUUGAAGAAGGGUAGAAAUUAAUUCAGCAAUUCCCAAUUUUGAAUAGGAAUUUAUUCACCUUAAUAAUAUUAAUUCUAGAGUAAGUGGCAUCACAUUCUGAUGUUAAUAAGAUGAAUGCUAGCAAUUUGGCAAUUGUUUUUGGUAUUACCUUGUGUAGACCAAAAGAAUAUCAAUAAGAGAAUAUUUAACAAUAAUAUUAGAAAAUAAAAAUAGUAAAUUAAUUUAUUUAAUUCUUAAUUGAAAAUGCUUCCUAAAUAUUUCCAAACUAGAGAAUAAAUGACUUUAUUCUUGAAACAGACAUAGAAUAAAAAGUGAAGCAGUAUAAGGAAUGA